GCGCCGACAGGAGCAGGGGCUUGGCCGGACCCCCCCAGCCCCCUCCAUUCACCAGCCAUGGGCAGCCACGAGAAGGACCCGGCUUCUCCAAAAAGGGCCCCGUCGCGCUCCAACAGCACCGUGUCUUCCAAGCACAGCAGCGUGCACCAGGGCUCGGAGACCUGGGAGGUGGUGGACGACCCGCAUGCCCGGGGCAGCCCGGGCCAGGAGCCGGAGGGGCACGAGGGAUACCUGCUCAAGAAGAGGAAAUGGCCUCUGAAGGGCUGGCACAAGAGGUACUUUGUGCUGGAAAAGGGCAUCCUGAAGUAUGCCACCACGCGCCAGGACGUCCUCAAGGGCAAACUGCACGGCUCCAUCGACGUCCGUCAGUCCGUCAUGUCCGUCAACAAGAAGGCGCAGCGGGUAGACCUGGACACAGAGGAGAACAUCUACCACCUCAAG
Molecule: messenger RNA, 441 nt
Organism: Struthio camelus australis
Lineage: Eukaryota; Metazoa; Chordata; Aves; Struthioniformes; Struthionidae
Source: RefSeq, a predicted model, not a curated record